Syzygium oleosum is the source of this 2229-nucleotide messenger RNA. RefSeq lists its product as uncharacterized. Bases 1 to 729 code for a protein of 242 amino acids. Lineage: Eukaryota; Viridiplantae; Streptophyta; Magnoliopsida; Myrtales; Myrtaceae. The transcript has 10 exons. The record is from RefSeq and is a predicted model, not a curated record.
AUGUCGCCGAGAUUCAAGCUGCUGGCGACGCCGCCGAGAAUCAAGCUGGCGACGUCGCCGAUAUUCGAGCUGCCGAAGAUGCCGAGAAUCAAGCCGGCAACAUCGCCGCCGCAAGACUCCCCCCGCAUGCUCAUCAAUAGCCUGGUAUGGACGUCGUCGAGAUUCAAGUCUUCGCUGAUGAAUCGUCGUAAAUGUACAGUGAGAUGCAGUCCACGAUGCCGGCGACGUCGCCAACAAGUUUUAUUGAAGAGGAAGCGUGAGAUACCGUCCACCGGAAAGGAAGAAGAGCUUGACUUAGGCAUUAUACACAGCUUGUUCUCGGAGUCGAGAUUGUUUAUCGGUGAACUGCAGAAACAGCUUGAGCGAGAUAGGGAUUGCUUUCUGGGAUUACUCCGAAAGAGCAAUGAAGAGUGCGAAAACAGAUUCAGGGAUGAGAGUGCAAAGUUGGACGAACUUCUUCUCAAGUAUAAAGCUUCUCAUGUGCGGGCUUUAGAUGAUCCUUUCUCUAAGGAGAAUGAACGUCUCAAGGAGCAAUAUGAAGAGUCAAGACAGGCUGAGGAGUCUCUCGUAUUAUCAAUUGCUGGUAAGAUUGAUCAAAUAAAAGAGGCCUUGGAAAGGAGGGACCAGGAUGAGAAUGUUUUAGCCAAGAUGGUGGUAGAGUCUGCCAACCUCUGCCCAGGCUUCGAGCUCAGGCUCCCCAUGCAGGAUGAUUCGAAAGUAACGAAUUAACUACUUGUUUGCUUGCUCUUUAAAUCAAUAAGUCAUAUGGGCACCACUUUAAUAUGAUCUUUGGAAUUUUCCCUUUAUUUUGCGGAUAUUGCUACAGAUAUGGCUACUGGGAAGCUCUAGAUAUUAUGAUUUUAUUCUGCUACAGUGUCGUUUCUGAUAACUUAUAUGUGGCAUCGAGGAGUUGUGCGUAACUAGUGUCAACUUUACAUCUUUAUCUUUUGUUUUUUUUUUUUGGUCAGAACAUCUUUAUCUAUUUAGUUCGACGCUUAAUAGCACUUUUUUGAGAUUAAGAAUGGAUUUGCUGAAAGAGCACAAAACGAACCGCGCCAAAUUCCAGGCGACUACAGCGUAAACACUGGCGCUGAGCUUUCUCGGCUUCAUAUGUAAAGAAUUCUUCCUCCUGCCGUCAUUCCGAGUCGUCUUCUUUAUCUUUUGCUACGAUUUAGAUCAUCGAUUCCAUGUGACGAGACAAUGCUCGGACACUGCGAGAAUUCUCGAGCGCGGCGUCCCAAGACGUGGUUUCUCUUGUGGGCUUGUCCGACUUGAGCUUGGAGAUGGCCGCUUCGCUCAUUCGCGCUGGGUAUAAAGUCCAAGCGCUUCACUUUUGGUAACUUUUGUUGAUUGGUCGAAAGAAGAAGGUCCGAUUUGUUUAUAAAAAGAUAAAGACGGUUACUUUGCCUCUGGGCAAAUCGGUCGUCCACUUUAGGAGUUUCUCGAGUUUUUGCAUUGCUUCCAUUCGAUUCCGGUUUCAAAAUAUCCAGUCCUCCAUAGAGUGCAGCGAUUUGUAGCGUUCUCGUAAGCUAGUGAUUCGUAUGAUUCAAACUAGAUUAGCCUCACCGUAUAUCCGUCUGUUGGUUUAACACAUGAAAGAGCUGCUUUUGAUUCUUCUCCCUUCUCCCUCUCUUCGUCAGGAAAGUCGGGUGCCAUUGCCAGGGCGAGGCAUGUUCUCUCCGGCUCAACCAUCCUUCCUCCUGACUUGAUGAUGUUUGACUAUUUGGAUGUGAACAUACAACAGCUGUUCAUUGGGUUUUGCUUGUGAAUGCAGCAAUGUCCGACAAACUAUGCAUAUUUGGGGGAGAAAUCGGGGCAGGAAGUGUGCUCACCUUGACUAGAGAAAAGCUCUGCAUAUUCGGACGAACAUUUUUUUUUUUAUGGUUAAACUAUAAAUUUGUAUCCCGCAGUAAAGGAUGUUCAUGCUGUGCUAUAAGAUGAAAUAUUCGUCGAGAUGUCCAUAAAUGUCUCUAACUGUAUCCUGGAUGCCGUGUCACACUAAGUGAUGGAUUUUUCGACCCAAAAAAAAAGAAGUGUUGGAUUUAUGUUGCUGGAAAUAUAAGGUGGUUAACGAUCUGCUUGAGGGAAUUCAUCUCGUUACUGCAGCGGAGGCAAUUUGUAUGGGCGUCAAGGCUGGUAUUCAUCCUUGGAUUAUCCAUGACAUUAUUUCUAAUGCCGCUGGAAAUUCAUCUGUGAUUUCACUUCAGGCAAUCAUAAGCGAUGUUGUUA